AUGACCCCUCCGAAAGCUACGUAUCUGAGAAGGACACUUGACCUUGAGUCUUCCACUGAAGGAGUCAACAGUUACGGUGUGCUCAAGUGGCUGUUGGUCUUGAGACGUAGACUGAUGAGUUGGCCCCUCGACUGCCCCUCGGUGAUGCGCCUCGAACAGACGACCUUGCGAGCCGAGGCGAAUCAGGAGACCGCCUACCUAAUACGCAUGCUGGAAGCCAGAUGCCUGUGCAGGCAAGCGAUAUGGCCAGUACCUACGGAUACACUAUGGAGUAGUGAGUGGGGUUACGUGAGAGGAAUUUGCUUGGUGCUUGUCAAGGCUCAAGAGGCAGAACUCAGGAGUCAGGAGCUUGACCCUGUGGAGACCGCAAUGCACAAUCUUGAGGCCACAGCUGCGCCUCUCCCCAUCUUCGAGUACGUCAACGCUGCGUUGCGGUCAAAACUACGACAAACAACUCUCGAUACUGAGAAGAGCCUACGCAGUCACGGCAGUGUGUACGCCCAAGAGGUGUUCGGCGGGAUCAGCUUGUCCCCCCUCCCCCUCGAUCUGGACCAGCCUGACGGGUCGAGGGAGGGGCAGAAAUGGUUUAAUGAGGUCGACGUUGCUGCCACGGUUGCGUGCUGUGCUGUGCGUGCUGCCGCCUGCGAAAGGCACCUACCAGCGGAUUCUCAGCGCCUGCAGGGCAAUUCGAACCAGAGUACCAGGCCAUGGCAGCAGUGGGCAGGCACGCAGGGCCGCAGAUUCCCACACCUUGAGACCCCACCAAAACGGGAGACUUUCAACAUGGAGAAGGAGGCACGGAGGAAAAAGUUUGGGCGACAAACGGCAACAGCCAGACGGGGCGACUGGGGGAGCCAUAUUAUUUUCGGAAUCCCGUCGCCCUACAACCUUGAAAAGGAUCUAGAAACAAACACAAACUUUGUCGAGAAUCAUCAGCCCAUCGAGACAUUCAAUCCAUUCUGUUUCCCGACGAAGUUCAAACAGGCUUUCACUGUCCAGAGCCCUCAUUGA
Messenger RNA from Colletotrichum lupini, 1011 nucleotides. RefSeq lists its product as uncharacterized. Bases 1 to 1011 code for a protein of 336 amino acids. The record is from RefSeq and is a predicted model, not a curated record. The transcript has 13 exons. Lineage: Eukaryota; Fungi; Ascomycota; Sordariomycetes; Glomerellales; Glomerellaceae.